AUGACUAAGCCUUGGUUUCUUACUCUAUUGUUGAAAGUGUUUCCAUUGAGCUCUGCUUUCCAGGCUGGGCCCACAAGAUCAAUCAUCACACAUGGAGUUGAAGACAGAAGUAAGGCAUUGACCUUUGAAAUACCACCAGGGGACAAUAUUUUUCAUGAUGGUGAAGUUUUGAACUUUGAUGAAGGGAAAAAAAUUCAAUACCUUCCUCACCCUAGUCCAGGUUUUUUGGAAGGAAAUGGCAUCAAAUUUCUUCAAGGGAACCAGUACUGGGAUACAAACAUCAUGGCAAACCUUGGAUCAGCUACAAUUCCACCAAUCCAGCCCCAUUUGGGAGACCAGUUUGAUUUGUUUGGUGGAAAAGAACUUCCUAUGGGGGACAACCCAGAUUUCUUUUCUGAAAUUGAACAUGAUGUUCUUUUGCAUGGUAAUGGACAAAGUAGGGGAAUUCAUCAAGAUGAGCUUAUUGAGACAGCACAAAAUCCAUCUCUUCCCAACCUUAUUCAGCCUACAUUCCAAGAUCACUGCCAAACCAAAUCUCAUUCUUCAGAGCAGUUCAAUCUGGUUAGUGGAAUUGAGAUUCCAACAUGGAAUUGGUAUCACCCACAAGUAUUUCCUGAAACAGAAGAUGGAAGCUGUUUGAAUGGCAGUGGGAAACUUAUAGGAGUCCAUCAAGAUGAUCCAAUUGAAAUAAGAAAAGAUCUGAUUAUUCUUCACCAUGAUCAGCCUACUCCUCAUGAUCACUCAAUCUCAACCCGAGAGUUUGAAAAUUUCAUCAGAAAUCAUGAUCACUCAAUCUCAACCCCACAGUUUGAAAAUUUCAUCAGAAAUGAUCAUCACACAUCAUUGGGUCAAAAAACCCAUCUACCACUACUGGGAGCAACACCUGCAUCAGUAGAAAACUUUUAUCCAAUUAUUGACUCUAACCCCUUUUUUAAAAAAGAAAGAAUCCUUGAAACAUCAUCACCAGCUAUGCACCACAGUCACACACACAGUUUAGACACACUGGAUAAUGCUUUGGUUACUGCUCCAGCUAAUUGCAUCCAACCCACUAAAGACCUGAUGGACAACAAUACCCAAGGGGAUGAAUAUGACUGGAUGAAUCUGGAAGAUCCCCAGACAGAUCAAUCGAUAUCACACCAUAUACAUAACUGUGGUUUGCCUAAAGAGAAUCAAUCCCCCCUCCAAGCACAAUAUAAUACUGAUAAGAAUGACAAUAUUUUGAAUGGGGCCUCUGGCUUGGGUGACCAUGCAUAUAUAGGUAAAAACCAUCAAUAUGAACCUGUUGGCUUCCAUGAAAGGCAAUUGUCUUCUAGAAAGAGAAAGUUGUUGGAUAUGCAGAUUAAUCCCCAUGAUAUACACAGUGGAGUUCAGGUGAAUUCAGCCGUCAACACUCAAAUCAAAACUUCAGCACUAAAUCCAAGGAAUAUAUACCAAUUCAAGAUCUCAGACCCAUUGCCAGAAUUCAAAAGCCCUUUGAAAAAAGACAGAAAGGGAGUUUUAACAAGAUUACCCAUCAAUCACAGUAAAUUAGGUACCAAAAGAUAUUUCAAAUCAAAUAUCUCAUUCAAGAAGCUGGGAAUGAAUGCAAUCCACCUUUUCCAGAAGAUGGGUAGUUUCAAAGUAGAUAAUGAUCCAAUUCUGUGUUAUGAAAUCCCUUUUUGGUUUCAAAAUCUGAGUGAAAAUCUGAAGAAAAACCUUCCUGGAGAUCAUAUUUUGAAUGUGAAAAUUGCUCAGGCAUUGAGAAGUGGUCAAUCAAAUGUUACAAUGAGUUUCUUGGGGCUGCUGAUGAGUUAUGUUCGCCAUGGUGUAGACAUUGCUGUCCAGAGAGAUAUACUGAGAUAUGGAUGGGAGUUCAUAAAGUGGUUGUUUUCCAAGUGGGAAAAAAUACAUCUAAAAGAAAUCAGCUUUCAAGGAAAGAUCAAGGAUGACAAAGCAUUUGAUUGUCUCAAACCUCAGUUGUUAUUUGAAUACUUGGCAUCCAGCUCUUCACUUGGAAGUAUCAAGCUCCAAUUGUUUACCUCUUUGGUCAAAGAAUGGAACAGUAAUCGCCCUACAUUGAAGCUUCCAAGUACAGAUAUAGGCUACAUGAAUCAAUGGGCUCUGGGUGUUUAUGAUCCAGAUCUUAUCAUGCAGGGUGGAUUUUAUUCAAGAGCUGGGAUAGGAAACCUUGCCUGGGAGGAAUUGCAAUUUCCACCUCAAGAACAAAUAUACAAGGAAACAUUCCAAGAAAUAUCUUGGCAUUCAAAGUUUCUCUCACCUGCAGGAUUUCAGCUGUGUCAAGAUGUCCAUAUAUUCUUUAGCCCCUUGCUUCGAAGACUAUUAGAAAUUUAUGAUACAGUUUACCACAUUCAGCUUGAUACAUGUGGAAGUAUAAGGGAAGAAGUUCUCAAGUCUAGAAAGCAACCUGACCUGCAUCAAUCAAACAUGUUAAAGAUUGCCAAGGCUGUGAGUAUGGCAGAGUAUAGAGUGACUGUGGGAGUUAUAGGGAUAGUCAGAUUACUGUACAAAGAUGUUGAAUCAGAAGAUGAGCUCAAGACCAUCACUUCUAGUGCAUGGAGUUUUUUGCAGCAAGAAUUCAGUAAGUGGAGACAGCUGGACUUUGGCAGCCAGAACCUUGGGAAGUUAUUUGCAGACCCAACACCAUCAUUGAAAUGUGGAAAGUAUUGGUCAGAUAUGGAAUUAACUUUCAAGCAACUCUGGUCAUGGCCAAAGUAUUCUAACGACCCUAUUCCUCUCCAAUAUGUAAGAUACCUUCUACAAUCCUGGACUGCUAUGUUGAAAUAUAAGUCAGCCAUAAGUCCCAGUGGAGUAACUUUCUCAUUGAAAGAAAUAACUGAUAGAGGAUUUUCAGAGUUGAUCAAGGUGAUUACAUAA
Melampsora larici-populina 98AG31 is the source of this 2874-nucleotide messenger RNA. RefSeq lists its product as uncharacterized. The record is from RefSeq and is a predicted model, not a curated record. Lineage: Eukaryota; Fungi; Basidiomycota; Pucciniomycetes; Pucciniales; Melampsoraceae. Bases 1 to 2874 code for a protein of 957 amino acids. The transcript has a single exon.